Annulohypoxylon truncatum is the source of this 2166-nucleotide messenger RNA. Its product is annotated as EPT/RTPC-like protein. Gene Ontology annotation, cellular component: nucleus. Gene Ontology annotation, biological process: RNA processing. The record is from RefSeq and is a predicted model, not a curated record. The coding region runs from base 605 to 1870 and encodes 421 amino acids. NCBI's taxonomy places the organism in Eukaryota, Fungi, Ascomycota, Sordariomycetes, Xylariales, Hypoxylaceae. The transcript is spliced from 2 exons. Gene Ontology annotation, molecular function: RNA-3'-phosphate cyclase activity.
UCUGCGAAACAGACUAAAAUGUCCCUAUUAACUGCAAGCUCGAACUGGUGGGGAUCCAUAUUCCAUAACUCGCCUCAUUCCCCAUCCAUGGAUCUAUUUCAGGGCGAGCGGCCCACUACCUACCAAGGUCCUGGGACGUUCACGACCAAACUAGCGCCAAAAUCCACUGUAGUGUAUUCGCCUACCUAAAGACUUCUCCUAAAAUCAAAGCGGAAUGCUUUGCUCAAUGGACCGGGACUUUUCCGCCUCUCACAUCUAAACUUUCAAAACAACUGCCCGACAAUCUUGUUGAAUAUCGAGGUACACAAAGCAUCAAAACGAAAUGACUACGAAAAUUCUUAUCUGUUAUAUGAAUAUGGAAAAAGUAAGUAUCAUUGUAAAUCAUCUGUCCAACUGGAAAAGGAUCCGUCGCGUCGUAGCUGGCCGAAUGACUCACUUUCAUACAAUCGAUUGCUGUGAGACGUUCCUUCAAUAAGUAAGCGACAACUCCCAUAGGAAAAUGGCCCUCCUACACUUCUAAGAUACCCACCGACGAAUUUUCACUACUCGCACAGAUACUUAGGUAUCACUCCGUUAUUAUUGUUACACAAAAAUUAAAUGCAACAUGGCAUCAGGAAAGCUACUACGAUUGGACGGCAGAAUCGGUGAGGGCGGAGGUCAGCUCGUCAGAAUUGCUUGCGCUUUGGCGGCAGUAACCUCGCAACCUAUCCGCAUCGACCAUGUAAGAGGGAAUAGGCAAGGUCACCGAGGCGGCGGACUGAAAGCUCAGCAUGUUUCAGCUAUUGAAUGGCUCGUGGAGGCUACUGGAGCUGAAGUCGACGGGCUAGCAGUCGGUAGCCAUACACUAGAAUUCAGGCCAUCGUUGCCCCCAACCGCUCUCAAAGGGCGGGAUUUUAAGAUUGUAGCUGGAAACAGUGCCUCAAGCACCUUGCUUAUCUUUCAGGCAAUCUUCCCAUACCUGCUGUUCUCUGGUAACGAAAGCGGAGAACCUAUCGAGCUCGAGAUACACGGUGGAACCAAUGUGUCUUUCUCACUAUCGUACGAAUAUCUAGAUCAAGUUCUGUUGCCUACAUUACAGGACAAAUUCGGGAUCACAGUCGAGAGGCAACUGCAAAAGCGAGCUUGGGCGAUAGGUCCCCUAAGCAGGGGGUGUAUCAAGCUGAAAUUCCAGCCUCUCCCACCGGGACAACCCUUGAAACUUCAAGGACCGUGGGACAAAAUACUUGGUGCGGAAGACUUCCGACUCAAGAGGAUCGACGUCAGCAUACUAGUGCCGGCGUUCCUUCGAGAAUUUCUCGAGAAAACCCUUGCAGAUAGUCUCACCAAAACUUUCCCUGAUGUGGAUAUCAACUUCAUGCUCUUCGAGGACAGUGGUCACGGAGCUCGUCUGUACACCCUGUUAGUCGCACAUUCUCGGACCGGCCUACGAUGGGGUCACGAUUACAUGUACGACAGAGCUUGGAAGAAGAAGGCUCCUGAAACCUUGUGCGCCGAGAUAUCACGGAAGGUCUGCAAAGGACUUCUAGAAGAGGUGACGAUUCGCGGAGUCGUUGAUGAACAUCUGCAAGACCAGCUAGUCGUGUUCCAAGCUUUGGCGGAUGGAAGGACCAGCUUCCCCCGAGGCAACGAACCGGCGGAGGGCAGUGCAGAAACUGGUAUUCCUAAUGACUUAGGCGACCUAAAUAACUCCCUUAACGACCUAACACUGGAGAACAAGAUGAGGAAGGACAAGACACAUGAACCAUUUGGAGAAGGAUCUAUGCACACUACCACAGCCAGGUGGGUGGUAAGCGAGCUGUUGCCCACUGUCCAAUGGUUUAAUAAGGGGGCCAUCUGUGAUGGCGCUUGUGUAUCUUUCCCUGCCAAAUGAAGGCUUGUAAUACCUACCCUUACUGUCGUAUCGAGCGUCGCCCAGCUUCUUAUGUGUCAUGUGACAUUAUCAACCUCCAUCGUGUCUACUUACCUACCUACCUACUGACAUUCAGAAGUACGUAGUGAAUAAGGAAGGACAUAGUACUUAUCAUAAACCUCGAUAGUGUAGACUCAUCCAAAAAUGCCUCGUUAAUCGUUAAACGAAACGAUGUGCAUUCGAGCUUCUUACCUAGUAUAAGUAUUUUAUAUGUAUUGAUGUAUAUAUUUAUGGUAGUUUUGUGUAUUAUAAUUCCC